Messenger RNA from Tigriopus californicus, 1571 nucleotides. Its product is annotated as GPN-loop GTPase 2-like. The transcript has a single exon. Gene Ontology annotation, cellular component: cytoplasm. Gene Ontology annotation, molecular function: GTPase activity. NCBI's taxonomy places the organism in Eukaryota, Metazoa, Arthropoda, Copepoda, Harpacticoida, Harpacticidae. The record is from RefSeq and is a predicted model, not a curated record. The coding region runs from base 536 to 1537 and encodes 333 amino acids.
AGACGAGAGUCAAGUCAGUCAAGUUCAUGAGGAUCAUUCGUUGCCUUGUUGGGUCGUGGUCCGUCAUGCCGUAUCGGUCAUCAUCAUCAUGAGCGACUCCCAACUCAGCGAUUCGGUCACCAUUGACCUCACCCCUGCCGCCCCGCCUCUUGGUCCCUUUCCCGUGUCCACCCUCACUCGGCGCAAGACCCUCUUGGAACCGGACACCACCUGGGACUUGGUCAUUUCUCGCUUCUCAGACCGCAUUCUCGUGGUGCUUACCACCCUCAAUAAGCCGGGCACGCUAUUUCAAGUGACCCAAGCCACGCCCAGUGGCGCUAGUACCUUAUCCCCGGGCGCCUCGCCCAUCUACGACGUCCAGUUACUCUUGGGAGCCGAGACUCCCCGGCUAACGGCCGUGGCGCAAAUUAUCGCCGCCAUCUUCGAAUCCCAAGCCAAACCCGUCUUGGUUUCACUCGGCUUCAAGGACCUGGAUAUCGGCACGUUUCGGUCGGAGAUCUUGCCUUGGAUCCAGGAACAAAUAUCCAAUUAAAUCAUGUCGACGCCCGUUUUCGGGCAGAUCAUCAUUGGUCCGCCGGGUUCGGGUAAAACCACCUAUUGUCACGGGAUGGCCCAGUUCCUCCGGAACUUGGGUCGAGCGGUCACCAUCAUCAAUUUAGAUCCGGCCAAUGAUCACGUACCCUAUGAGGCGGGCAUCGAUUUGGGCGACUUGAUCCAAUUGUCUGAGGUCAUGGACUCCUAUCAACUGGGUCCCAAUGGUGGGCUCUUGUAUUGCAUGGAGUUCUUGGACCGCAAUUUGGAUUGGCUCUUGAACCGCGUGACGAAGGUCAAAGACACUUAUCUACUCAUUGACUGUCCGGGUCAAGUGGAAUUGUACACUCAUGAUCAGUCCAUGAAAAGCAUCAUCGGGCGGUUGGAGCAAUUCGGCACCCGUUUGUGUUGCGUGAACAUGGUAGAUUCGCAUUAUUGCAGUGAUCCGUCCAAGUUCAUCUCGGUGUGUCUGACCUCAUUGAAUAGCAUGUUGCAGAUCGAGCUCCCGCAUGUGAAUGUCUUGAGCAAAGUGGACUUGAUCGAGAAAUACGGUCGCCUCCAGUUCAAUAUCGACUUUUAUACGGAUGUACUGGACUUGGAAUUCCUGCUCGAAGCCAUGAGUGAGGAUCCUUUCGUGAAGAAGUACAAGAAGAUGAACGAAGCCCUCAUUGACCUGGUUCAGAACUACAGUCUCGUCAGCUUUAUCCCCUUGCACAUUGACAGUGCGGACCGGAUGCUCACCGUCAAAAAUCACGUGGACAAAGCCAAUGGCUACUGCUUUGGCUCACAAGAAGAGCGAAACCUCCGGAUGAUGAUGUCGAGUGCGUACGGUGUCGCGGACUUUGAGUCGGCCAAGACGGCGGAUAUCCGGGAGAAAUUCAUGGAUUUGGAUUUGCCGGGGGAGACCCCAUCGACCUUCACGACAUCCGGGCCUAAACGCCAGCGCAAGGAAAAGCUCGGCAACGAUCUCGACCUCAUCGACAUGGAACCGGGAUUUCAAAUCUAAACUUGAGCAACAAAAUACACACUAACUUUAUUCA